This is a messenger RNA of Schistosoma guineensis, 408 nucleotides long. NCBI's taxonomy places the organism in Eukaryota, Metazoa, Platyhelminthes, Trematoda, Strigeidida, Schistosomatidae. The record is from the annotation of a GenBank genome assembly.
AUGUCUGUCAUUUUUACUACUGGGAAGAAGGCUUCAGAAAUUGUAGGUAGUACAAGCUCUCCCUUACCAAAAGCACGAAGGGCUCACGCUCGUCUUGGAAAGAAUAUGUCAAUGGGAUAUGAACCAUCAGAAAAUGUUAUAGUAUGGAAUGUAGACUUGGGCUCGGAUCAUUUCAAUUUGGCAUACUGUACGGACACGCAUACAUUUUGGCAUAACGAUGAACAAAUACAACUUAACAAAACUUCUAAAGAAGAUUUACAAGAAUAUACUUUUACAAUAAUGAAUCAUAAAGGUGUAUUAUUUAUCUUGACAAAUAUAAAUCAAAAUAUACCAACAUAUAAACUUUGUAUUGAUGGUAAUGAAAUUCCAUGUUUACGAAAUGAAUUACCGAUUUCAGAGAAAAAAUAA